UCUUUUAGGGCAUUCUCCUCAAACGCAGUGGCAAGUCUCUCAACAAGGAAUGGAAGAAGAAGUACGUGACGCUGUGUGACAACGGAGUCCUCACCUACCACCCCAGCCUGCAUGAUUACAUGCAGAACGUCCAUGGGAAGGAGAUCGAUCUUCUGAGGACAACGGUGAAGGUGCCGGGCAAGCGGCUGCCCCGGGCGACAACGGCAGCAGCACCCGGUGCCAGCCCCAAGGCCAACGGGCUGGCAAAGGAGCGGAGCAGCACCCAGCUCGCGGGAGGCACAGGUGCCCCCCACUCGACCAGCAGCACCUCGCUGCACUCGGAGCGCUCCGUCAGCGGCAUCAACCUGGUGGGCUUCAGCUCCAAGCCGGACGGCAUGCACCAGCGCUCCUACUCCGUCUCCAGCGCGGACCAGUGGAACGAGGCCGUGGCCGUCCCCGGCGGCUGCCCCAACCCUGCUAACGGCACUGCCGAUUCUCUCAGCUCCAGCCCGAACAUUUCCAACACUGCCAGUCCAAAGCUGGAACCACCCCCGUCUCCGCAUGCAAACAGGAAGAAACAUCGCAGGAAAAAGAGCACAGGGACCACACGGCCCGACGGCCCCAGCACCGCAGCAGAAGAACCAGAUGAGCCGUUUGAGUUCAUUAUCGUUUCCCUGACGGGGCAGACGUGGCUCUUCGAGGCCUCCACGUCGGAGGAGCGAGAACUUUGGGUCCAGGCCAUUGAGAGCCAGAUCCUGGCCAGCCUGCAGGGCUGCGAGAGCAGCAAGAAUAAGGUAGAUCCCGACUGGGCCAGCCUCAACCUGGGCGCCCUCAUGUGCAUCGAGUGCUCGGGCAUCCACCGGAACCUGGGCACCCACCUGUCCCGCGUGCGCUCCCUCGACCUGGACGACUGGCCCAGUGAGCUGCUCAUGGUGAUGACGGCCAUCGGCAACGCGCUGGCCAACGCCGUGUGGGAGGGCGCCGUGGAGGGCUACCCCAAGCCCACCCCGGAGAGCAGCCGGGAGGAGAAGGAGCGCUGGAUCCGGGCCAAGUACGAGCAGAAGCUCUUCCUGGUUCCGCUGCCGCAGUCGGACAUCCCGCUGGGGCAGCAGCUGCUGCGGGCGGUGGUGGAGGACGACUUGCGCCUGGUGGUGACGCUGCUGGCCCACGGCACCAAGGAGGAGGUGAACGAGACCUACGGGGACGGGGAUGGCCGCACGGCCCUGCACCUCUCCUGCGCCAUGGCCAACGUGGUCUUCACGCAGCUGCUCAUCUGGCCUCGUGCUGCCUCCACACUGCCGGCAUCCGGUCCCGCUGCAGCAGCAAACGGGAUGCGGGGGGAACGUGCAUAA
Molecule: messenger RNA, 1331 nt
Organism: Tinamus guttatus (white-throated tinamou)
Lineage: Eukaryota; Metazoa; Chordata; Aves; Tinamiformes; Tinamidae
Source: RefSeq, a predicted model, not a curated record